Molecule: messenger RNA, 2271 nt
Organism: Lactuca sativa (garden lettuce)
Lineage: Eukaryota; Viridiplantae; Streptophyta; Magnoliopsida; Asterales; Asteraceae
Product: putative inactive purple acid phosphatase 27
Molecular function (GO): metal ion binding; acid phosphatase activity
Source: RefSeq, a predicted model, not a curated record
CUUGUAGACGCCAUCUUAGUUUACACUAAGCUAUUAUAAAAGGACUUGCAUCCAUACUUUUAGGAUCUACAUGCUACAAUGCCCAUAAAUUCCCCUCCAACUGUUUAAUUCCUAUUUUUAUCACAACUCCUUCACUCCAUUCUACCAUGUGGUUUACAUUUUUCUUAUCUUGUUCCAUUUCUUUGUUACAUCAUGCAUCAUCUUCUUCAGUUUCUCCUUUGUCACAUACGAAGCUAUUGGACUCCAUGGAUGGGUUUCAGAACUAUACUGCAAUAUCAGAUUUUCGACUUGUAAAUAGAAGAAAACUUGGAGCUUGUUUGGGCAAAAACCCAUAUCGGAAAAUACAAGUAAACUCAAAAUCUGAGCUUUUAGAUGACCAGAUGAUCACAGUGACUGUUAGUGGUGUGUUGCUUCCUUCCAAGAGUGAUUGGGUUGGUAUGAUAACACCUUCAAAUGCCAACAUUAACGCUUGCCCUCAAAACGUUAUUCUUUAUCAGCAGACGGGUGAUUUGAGUGCACAACCGCUUCUCUGCCAUUAUCCAGUGAAGGCACAAUUUGUAAGCAAUGAUCCAGGCUAUAUCGGAUGCAAGAAGAAGGAAUGUAAAAAAUAUGAUCAAAUGGGAAAGUGCCUGGUGACAACAUGUAGUGCCUCAAUCACAUUUCAUGUUAUCAACAUUAGAACUGACAUUCAAUUUGUCUUCUUUGGUGCUGGAUUUCAAACACCUUGUGUUUUAGCAACAUCUGAACUUCUCAAGUUUUCAAAUCCAAAGAAACCAUUAUAUGGGCAUCUCUCUAGUGUUGAUUCUACAGGGACAUCAAUGAGAUUAACAUGGGUGAGUGGAGACAAGAACCCUCAACAAGUUCAAUACGCGAAUGGGAAAUCACAAACUUCACGUGUUACUACAUUUUCCCAAGAUAGCAUGUGCACUUCUGCAUUACCAAGCCCCGCAGUAGAUUUUGGCUGGCAUGAUCCAGGAUACAUUCAUUCUGCUGUAAUGACUGGAUUAAAGCCUUCUACACGUUUCUCAUACAGAUAUGGAAGCAAUUCGGCUGGUUGGAGUGCUAAAAUUAACUUCAAAACUCCACCUAGUGGAGGAUCAAAUGAACUCAAAUUCCUUGCAUUUGGAGAUAUGGGAAAGGCCCCUAGAGACGCUUCAAUUGAACACUAUAUUCAGCCCGGGUCAAUAGCUGUGACUCAAGCCAUGGCUAAUGAAAUAUCAUCAGGAAAUGUGGAUUCCAUAUUCCAUAUUGGGGAUAUAAGUUAUGCGACAGGUUUUCUAGUGGAGUGGGAUUUCUUCCUUCACCUUAUUACACCUGUGGCUUCACAAGUUUCUUAUAUGACUGCAAUUGGAAACCAUGAAAGGGACUAUGUGAGUUCAGGCUCAUUAUACAUAACACCAGAUUCAGGAGGAGAAUGUGGUGUGCCUUAUGAAAGCUAUUUCCCAAUGCCAACACCAGCAAAAGAUAAGCCAUGGUACUCCAUUGAACAAGGAAGUGUGCAUUUUGUAGUUAUUUCAACCGAACAUGAUUGGUCAAGAAACUCUGAACAGUAUCAAUGGAUGAGCCGUGACAUGGCUUCUGUGGAUCGAUCAAGAACACCAUGGCUGAUAUUCACAGGGCAUAGGCCAAUGUAUUCUAGCUGUGGAAGUGUUGACAUUAGAUUUCUCCUAGCAGUUGAACCCUUGUUAGUUGCAAACAAGGUGGAUUUGGUUAUGUUUGGACAUGUCCAUAACUAUGAAAGAACAUGUGCAGUGUAUAAAAGUAAAUGUUUAGCAAUGCCGAAGAAGGGUGCUGAUGGAGUAGACACAUAUGACAAUAGUAAUUAUCAAGCACCAGUUCAUACGAUUAUUGGAAUGGCUGGAUUCAGACUAGAUGGAUUCCCUCCUAAACCUGGUAGUUGGAGCUUAUCAAGAAUAAGUGAAUUUGGAUAUGCGAGAGUGCAUGCAACGAAGACACAGUUGAAUUUUGAGUUUGUAAAUGCAUAUACAAAGAAGAUUGAAGAUAGGUUCCGCAUCAUCAAAAGCUAACUCAAGGAACAUAAGUCAAUGCUCUUAUGUAUCACAUUAUAAAAAUAUCACAUUAUAAAAAUCAAAUAGGGAAGUGAAUUUUGAUACGUAAAUAGAGACCCUAAAAGAUUGUUUUUUCUUUUUUUACAUUUGAAAAGAUAUAUAAUAUGUUGGUUUGAAUGUCACAGAAGUAAUAGUAAAAGAUAUCGAAGGGGUGUUUUGAGUGACUCUUUGGGAUAUUAAGAAGAAUUUGCAUGUUUUAUAA